CGAGGGGGAGCGCGCUUCAUUGGUGCGUUGGGCUCGUGUGUGGGGCUACACGCAUUAACGUGGAACUGGAGGGAUAUCAAGAAGCUUGUUUUUAUUGGGCCUUUUAACUAGACAGUAGGCUCACUGGAAAUGUGCAUAUCCCCCUGCCAAGGUUGCAUCCAUGCUUAGAAGGUUGACUUGUGCAGUGGGAUCUGCAUAAUUAGAGAGCAAAAGAGAGAGCCAGAGGAAGGGAUCAUCUAGCUGGUCAUGGCUGGCUUGAUCGACAACAUGUUUGCGAACCUGCGCCGCCGACGGCUGCUGGGCGGCGGCGCGCAGGAGGAGCAGCCGGAUGCACCACCUCCGCAGCAGGCCCAGCCACCUCCGCAGCAGGCCCAGCCGCCGCCGCCGCAGCAGCCCCAGCCGCCUCCUCCACCUCCGCCCCAGCCUCAGCAGCAGCCUCAGCAGCAGCAGAAUGCUGAGCAGCAGUUUGUGAACAUCCGGGACCGGCUGUUCCACGCUAUGUUCGUGCGCCUGUCGUUGGGCUACGCGCGCGUGCUGACGCCGCGCGUGCGCCGCAUGAUCGAGUUCGCCUCCCUGCUGGUGGCCAUCUGCUCGCUGGUCAUGCUCAGCUACAUCCACGUGGCGUUCUCACACCUGCCCACCCACUGUCUGGACCACGUGAAGGCCGACUGGCCGCGCGACGGCAUCCUGCGCGUGGAGAUCAUACGCAGCCCGGGUGAGGACUACACGCUGGCCAAGUCGUACGAGAAGGAGGAGCGGCUGAAGCUGCGAGACCCCGACAACCUGAUCCUGAGCACGCUGGAGGAGCUGCUGGACGGCGAGAGGAGGAAAAAGGACAAGGGCAAGGAGGAGACUGUGGAAGUGUUGGGAGGGAGCGGAGGCGAGCUGCCCCUGGUGGAGACUUCAGCAACUGUUGACUCUAUAGACGGCGCUGCACCACCCUCGGAGCCGGCCGGCGGCUUUAUGAACGCCUCUGGUCCGGGCUCUGACGGGUCGUCGCCGCACUUACUGUCCGAGGAGCUGAGCUCACCACCUGCCGACCAGGCCGCCGACGGUGACCUGUCAGCGACCUCGGACGAGCCGGCGGCCGAGCAGAACGGCACGGAAGGCGCGCCGCCGCCGGUCGCCGCCGCCGCCGCCGGCGACACGACGCUGGACCAGGACGUGUCCGGACUGGAGAGGCUGAUUAAGACCGUGUGGCCGGACGAGGAGUACAUCGUCGAGUACUCGCUGGAGUACGGCCUGCUGCGGCUGUCGCCGGCCACGCGCCGUCGCCUCUCCGUGCCGACCAAGAUCGUCCUGCUGGACCCGGACAAGGACGCGUGCUUCGGCGACCACCUGAGCCGCCUCAUCCUGGCCCGCCUGAUCGGCUAUGAUGACAUCCUACUGAGCAGCAUCAAGGAGCUGGCGGAGGCCGGCGACAACCGAGGCUACCUCAGGAACGUGGUGACCGGCGAACACUACCGCUUCGUCAGCGAUUGGCCUACGUCCACCUCCUUCUUCGCCGCCUGCUUCAUCAUGAUCAUCUUUACGCUGACUGUGUCCAUGCUCCUGCGGUACUCUCACCAGCAGAUAUUCCUCUUCAUUGUGGACCUGCUCCAGAUGCUGGAGGCCAACACGAUCGCACACUUCCCGGCGGCCCCGCUUCUCACCGUCAUUCUGGCGCUUGUCGGCAUGGAGGCGGUGAUGUCCGAGUUCUUCAACGACUCGACGACGGCCUUUUACGUGAUCCUGAUCGUGUGGCUGGUGGAUCAGUACGACGCCGUCUGCUGCCACACAGCCAUCAGCCGCAAGCACUUUCUGCGGUUCUUCUUUUUGUACCACUACUGCUUCUACGCCUACCACUACCGCUUCAACGGCCAGUACAGCAGCCUGGCGCUCGUCACUUCAUGGCUCUUCAUACAGCACGCGAUGUUCUACUUCUUCCACCACUACGAGCUGCCGGUGAUCCUGCGGAACGCGCAGAUCCAGCGCAUGGUGACCAACGCCAUCCGGCGGGACAACCUGCGCCGCGCCGGCCAGCAGGGGGCGCCCACGCCCGAGGAGGUGCUGCUGGCAAUGAUGGACGCGCCCGAGCCGCCGCCGCCGCCAGGCCAGCUGCCGCCCUACAGCCAGUGA
Molecule: messenger RNA, 2118 nt
Organism: Pollicipes pollicipes
Lineage: Eukaryota; Metazoa; Arthropoda; Thecostraca; Pollicipedomorpha; Pollicipedidae
Product: membralin
Exons: 15
Coding region: 247-2118 (623 amino acids)
Biological process (GO): positive regulation of ERAD pathway; response to endoplasmic reticulum stress
Cellular component (GO): endoplasmic reticulum
Source: RefSeq, a predicted model, not a curated record